UCGGAGAAGAGAACAAUCAGGUCUGGCUCUGCUGUGUCUCUUUGUCUAAUUGUCUCCACUGAAAAUUUUCAAUUCAAUUUCACCGACUGAGCCAUUUCGCCGUUGAGAAGAGAAGAAACAACCGAUGCAAUCAACUAAUGUCGGCGACGGAAGUGGUGAGGACGGUGGACGAGGAGGAGGAGGAGGAGGAGAGAUGAGUCGAAGUGGGUUAUCUCGGAUCCGUUCAGCUCCAGCUACUUGGAUUGAAACCCUACUUGAAGAAGAAGAGGGAGAUGGUUUGAAACCUAAUCUUUGUUUAACAGAGCUUCUUACUGGUAACAACAACAACAACGCUGGUGUGAUAACGAGUCGUGAUUCGUUCGAGUUCCCGAGUUCUGUUGAGCAGGGUUUGUAUAGUACUACUCACCAAGGUGGUGGCUUUCACCGUCAGAAUAGUUCUCCGGCGGAUUUUCUUAGUGGGUCUUGUGCUGGGACUGAUGGGUUUUUCUCUAAUUUUGGGAUUCCGGCGAGUUAUGAUUACUUGUCGCCGAACGUUGACAUUUCUCCGACCAAACGGUCUAGGGAUAUGGAUGAAGCACACUUCUCUUCUCAGAUGAAAGAAGAGCAAAUGAGUGGUGGGAUAUCAGGAAUGAUGGAUAUGAACAUGGACAAGCUUCUUGAGGAUUCAGUUCCUUGUAGGGUUCGUGCUAAACGAGGUUGUGCAACUCAUCCUCGUAGCAUUGCCGAGCGGGUGAGGAGAACACGAAUAAGCGAUCGGAUCAGGCGGCUGCAAGAACUUGUUCCUAACAUGGAUAAGCAAACCAACACUGCAGACAUGUUGGAAGAAGCUGUGGAGUAUGUGAAGACUCUUCAAAGCCAGAUCCAGGAGUUGACAGAGCAGCAGAAGAGGUGCAUAUGCAAACCUAAAGAAGAACAAUAAUGUUUCCUUUAGGAUUGAUAUAUAAUUUGUAUUUUUAAAAAUCUAAAAAAUGGUGAUGAUCUGUUCGAAAAUUCCAAACAUGAUCAUAUAUUGAACUAGAAAAGAAAAAAAAAAUAGAUGAUUUGAUGUAUGAAUUUUAGCUGUAAAAUUUUGUACAAUAAGGAAAAAAGUUUUAAAGAGCUAA
Molecule: messenger RNA, 1103 nt
Organism: Camelina sativa (false flax)
Lineage: Eukaryota; Viridiplantae; Streptophyta; Magnoliopsida; Brassicales; Brassicaceae
Source: RefSeq, a predicted model, not a curated record